AUGCAAAUGGCGAGCACUGUAGAUGCCUCGGGAAACCCAAUACCAUCCUCUUCGGUGUUGAUGGCAUCCUCGAAGCACAUUGGGAUUCGGUGCCACUCCGAGAACUUUGAGUUUCUGAAGUGCAAGAAGAAGGAUCAAAACCCUGAAAAGUGUCUCGAUAAGGGUCGCGACGUUACCCGCUGUGUCCUUGGCCUUUUGAAAGAUCUACACCAAAAGUGCACAAAUGAGAUGAAUGAUUAUGUUGGCUGCAUGUACUACCAUACUAAUGAAUUCGACUUGUGUCGCAAAGAGCAGCAAGCAUUCGAGCAGAAGUGUUCUUUGGAAUGA
This is a messenger RNA of Sphenostylis stenocarpa, 327 nucleotides long. The record is from the annotation of a GenBank genome assembly. Lineage: Eukaryota; Viridiplantae; Streptophyta; Magnoliopsida; Fabales; Fabaceae.